CUGGAUAAUAAUUUUGAAACAGAGAGAAUAAUAGAUGGAAGACCCAAAAAGAAAAGGAAAUAAGAAGCCUAACUUCAAAAUUUUCACCAAAAUCGAAUUUGGUGAUCCACCCAUAAUGAACAAAAUCUUAUCCAUCGAUGAAUUUUAUUUUAAAAGGGAUUUCCUUUCGUUUUCAGAUGCUGUAUUAUGACUCUUCUGUCAUUUUUAAUUUCCAAUAAAGCAUGUUCGUUGGGCGUUCAUCAAGAAAGAUUGCUCCAGUCGACAUAAAAACAGAGCAGAAGAAUCGUGAAUCACGACGACAAUCCCAAUCAUCGCGGGUCCUCUUUAUUAAUCAUCAUGUUGGUAUUGUAUUACUGAUAAUACCCAAAGCAGCAAAUACCAAAACAGAUAAAAACAAACACAACAACAUCUCGAAUUCUCUGCAUCUGAACCUCCAAAGUUCAUUUCAUCAUCCAUGGCCAUGGAGUCCAAAUUACACAUAGCCAUGUUACCAUGGUCAGCCUUUGGUCAUAUUAUUCCAUUCCUGGAACUUGCCAAGUUCAUAGCUAAAAAGGGCCACACAAUCACCUUCCUAUCCACCCCAAGAAACAUCGACCGCCUUCCACAAAUCCCAUCACAUCUUGCUGCUUCCAUAACCUUUGUCAAGCUUCCAUUUCAUAAAGUUGAUGGACUCCCUGAAAACGCAGAGGCCACCAUGGAUAUCUCUACUCCUCUCCAGAUGUCCCUUCUCAAGAAAGCUCAUGAUGGCCUUGAACCCGAGUUGAUUCGUUUCUUGGAGUCCGCUCACCCUGACUGGUUUAUUCACGACUUCAGCUCACACUGGGUACAACCAGCUGCCCGGAAUCUUGGUGUUUCCACAGCAUUUUUCAGCAUCAUCAACGCCUGGACAUAUGGGUUUUUUGGACCCACAGAUAUGCUAAUCAAUGGUACUGACACAAGGUGCAAAGUUGAGGACUUUAUAGUUCCCCCAAAAUGGGUUCCAUUUGAGUCAAAAGUGGCUUUUAAAAUCCACGAGGCUCACUGGGUGAUGGGAGCUGUCAAGGAGAAUGAAUCAGGGGCAUCCGAUACUUACCGUGUUGGAAUGAUAUCCAAGAAUUCGGAUGUUAUUAUCUUCCGGCACUGCUAUGAGUUUGAAGGCCAAUGGUUGAAUCUACUGAAUGAGAUGUACUAUUGCCCAGUUAUAGCUGGAGGAUUAAUGCCACCCCAGAUGGGGGAUUCCAGCAAUGACAACACUGAACCAUGGAUCUCAAUCAAACAAUGGCUUGAUGGUCAGAAGCAAAGUUCGGUUCUGUAUGUGGCCUUAGGGAGUGAGGUUUCACCAUCUCAAAAUGACAUCACUGAGUUGGCUCUGGGACUGGAGCUGUCUAAUGUGCCAUUCUUUUGGGUCCUAAGAAACUCAUCUCAAUCCGGUAAGUCCGGCAACUCGCUUGAGCUACCUGAUGGGUUUGAAGAGAGGGUGAAGGGAAGGGGGAUGGUCUGGAAGAAUUGGGCACCACAGUUGAAGAUAUUGAGCCAUGAUUCAGUUGGUGGAUUCUUGACCCACUGUGGUUGGGGAUCACUUAUAGAAGGAUUGAUGUUUGGUCAUCCACUAGUUAUGCUGCCGUUUGUGACAGACCAAGGUAUGAAUGCUAGGGUCAUUGAGGACAAGCAGGCCGGCAUGGAAGUGCCGAGAAAUGAGCAGGAUGGGUCAUACACCAGUAAUUCAGUGGCUGAGACGGUGAAGUUGGUUAUGGUUGAAGAUGAAGGCAAAAAAUUUAAAGAAAAGGCUAAAGAACUGGGAAAAAUCUUUGGGAAUAGAGAACUACAUGAUGCAUACCUGCACAAGGUAGUUGAAUAUUUGGUGGAAUUUCGACAUAAAUCCAAUGAGUGAUCUGUUUCACUGUUCCUCAGUACCAUUUAUUUCCAUCCAUGAAAUUGUUGAAGAUGUUAUAGGUUGUUUCUGUAUCCAGUAGAGAUAUCUUUUGUGACUAGGAAAAAAUUGAAUACACAAUGCUGUAUUGUGAUAACUGCUUAUUGUAAGGCAUCUAUUACAAAGGAAUUGACCAUCUUGAAAAUAAGAAGUCAAUAGCAAAUAUAUAACUCAUUAAGGCAGAAAGUCUCAGCCAUGGAUCGCUCGAUUGUAAGCUUGAGGAUAUAACCGGAAAAAAUGGCGUUUUUACCCAAAACUUUGCCAUCGGC
Molecule: messenger RNA, 2178 nt
Organism: Oldenlandia corymbosa var. corymbosa
Lineage: Eukaryota; Viridiplantae; Streptophyta; Magnoliopsida; Gentianales; Rubiaceae
Source: the annotation of a GenBank genome assembly